AUGGUGGAUCGGGACGUUUUGGGUUUUGUUUUGGCGGCCGUUUUUGGGUUUGCCAUUUUUUAUGGGUUUUUGAUAUUCAGAAAAACUGGUGGCACCCGGAAGAGUUGCUUGCAGGAAGAAACCGCCUCCACCACUGUCAUUGACGGCGGCGAAAGCAGAUCGAAGGAUGGAGGGGGAGACUAUUUUGACAUCAUCAUUGUUGGUGCUGGCGUCGCCGGUGCCGCUCUGGCUCACACUCUUGGAAAGGAUGGGCGUCGGGUGCGAGUAAUUGAGAGAGACUUGACUGAGCCGGAUCGAAUAGUGGGAGAACUGCUGCAACCAGGUGGAUACCUCAAACUGAUUGAGUUAGGGCUGGAAGAUUGUGUAGAGGAAAUUGAUUCCCAGAGGGUGUUUGGAUAUGCUUUAUUCAAGGACGGGAAAUCCACUCGACUUUCUUAUCCUUUGGAAAAGUUUCACUCUGACAUAUCUGGGAGGAGCUUUCACAAUGGACGCUUCAUACAGAGGAUGCGUGAAAAAGCUGCAUCUCUCCCCAAUGUGCAAUUGGAGCAAGGUACUGUCACAUCUCUGCUCGAAGAUAAGGGAACUAUUAGAGGUGUACAAUACAAGACAAAAUCUGCUGAAGACCUGAAAGCUUAUGCACCUCUAACCAUUGUAUGUGAUGGCUGCUUUUCCAAUUUGCGACGUUCCCUUUGCAACCCAAAGGUAGAUGUGCCUUCUUGUUUUGUUGGGCUGGUGCUGGAGAAUUGUCAUCUUCCUUUUGCAAACCACGGGCAUGUAGUUUUGGCAGAUCCAUCUCCUAUCUUGUUUUACCCCAUCAGCAGCACUGAGAUCCGAUGUCUGGUUGAUGUUCCUGGUCAAAAGGUGCCUUCUGUAUCAAACGGAGAAAUGGAAAAAUAUUUGAAAAGCGUAGUUGCUCCCCAGGUCCCUAUCGAACUGCUUGAUGCAUUCAUUUCUGCAAUUGAGAGAGGAAACAUUAGGACAAUGCCAAACAGAAGCAUGCCGGCUGCUCCACAUCCCACUCCCGGGGCUUUGCUUAUGGGGGAUGCAUUUAACAUGCGCCACCCCUUGACAGGUGGAGGAAUGACUGUAGCAUUGUCUGAUAUUGUUGUACUACGCAAUCUUCUUAGGCCACUGCGCGAUUUGAAUGAUUCAAGAACUCUGUGCAAAUAUCUUGAGUCUUUCUACACCUUGCGGAAGCCUGUGGCAUCCACUAUCAACACAUUGGCAGGAGCCCUUUACAAGGUCUUCAGUGCUUCACCUGAUAAAGCACGGAAUGAAAUGCGCCAGGCAUGCUUUGAUUAUUUAAGCCUUGGAGGUGUUUUCUCAGAUGGGCCAGUGUCUUUGCUCUCAGGGUUGAACCCCAGGCCACUGAGCUUGGUUUGUCAUUUCUUUGCUGUGGCAAUUUAUGGUGUUGGCCGUUUGAUGCUGCCUUUUCCUUCACCUGGACGUAUAUGGAUUGGCGCUAGAUUGAUUUCGAGUGCAUCAGGAAUAAUCUUCCCAAUUAUCAAGGCCGAAGGAGUAAGGCAGAUGUUCUUCCCAGCAACAGUUCCUGCAUAUUAUCGAGCUCCUCCUGCUAAAUAA
This is a messenger RNA of Fraxinus pennsylvanica, 1581 nucleotides long. Lineage: Eukaryota; Viridiplantae; Streptophyta; Magnoliopsida; Lamiales; Oleaceae. The record is from the annotation of a GenBank genome assembly.